CUCGAACGACGCUCAAAACAUAUCAAGUUCUUGUCGUGAAGCGGAAUUAAAUACUAAAGAAGCUGAACAGUUGAGCAAUCUUUGCACCCGCAAUACUUGUUCAAUACUAUCUCAAAAGUAUUUUGAUCAACAGAGAGGAUCCCGUAGCGUCUGAACCCGAUGAGUAGUUUGCUCGGCUUCCGAUCAUCUCGUAAAGCAUCUGCAUCGGCGUCUCUUGCAGAUGGUGAAUAUGAUGGUGGGGUUUCUAUUGUAUCGAUUACCGCUGACAGGACACAGCAACUGGGUUCGGUCGAAAAGAAGCACAAGGAGAGUGGCAGCAGCAAGAAGAAGAAAUUCGAUAUAUCCUGCGCUCAAUCUGUGAUGAGCGAUGUUACAUUCAAUGCAAUGCCCGCGGUGGUAGAAGAGAAAAUUGAUUUAGCCGAGCUCUCAACUUCAACCACGCAUGAAUUUGUUGUGGAGUGCGAGAAUGGCGAGCGUAUUUAUGUGCCCAGUUCGCAGGGGAUUCUCAUCAAGUCUCGUUGUCGUCACUUCCGCUUGUCACUUGGCAGCCGUAGUGGAGCAUGUAGCCUCGUUAUCGAUGGGACGAACGACGAAGCGUACGAGCGAGACAAUCGUGUCAUUAAAAAGGACAAUUGGUCUCCCCGGACGGCUCGGCAUGUCAUAGAGCUCCUAACAGAAGGAACAACGUGGAUCGAAAAUAACAAUCGUCGAUUCGUUGAAUUGCUGAAGGCAUGCGAUGAAAUCAGUGUCCCUCUCUGUCUCGGAUCAAUCAUCAACUAUCACGAUGUCUUGGAUCCAGCGAGUUCUCUUCGGUUCUUCAAAUUGAACGAUUCUCCAAUCUACCGAUUCAAACUUGCCGGAACGAUCCAGUCGUGGCAAUGGAUGCAUUUGCUUCAGAAAGGAGUUUUGCUGCACCUCGACUCAGCCAAGGUCCUCAUGCUUUCAUCGAAACUGCCGAAUGAAGGAAGUGAUUCGGAAUUGCGACAAAAACGAUUGUCCAAGUGUGAUGAUUUGUAUUCCGAAUUCUCUGUAUAUAGUGAAAAGAGCAAGGUCAAUACGCUGUAUACUAUCUUCGACCUUCUUUCGGCUACUUCCAAAAUAGCCGAACGAAAGGGAGGCAAAAGUCCAUUGCAAAAGCGAUCGGCCGGUGGAUACACAGCGGUUGAGGAAUCCUUUCGAAUUAUAUACAAGACACAGCGCGGAGCGCUGAAAGAGCCGGAUCUCAACAUGCUCUGGAGAAUGACUUCGGCAUCGUACACACUCUCAACUAUAGAUGAGCAACGCUUUCUACCGAUGUCGAGCUGUGACGAAACGAUUGCUUCUACAAGUCUUCCGCAGUCGAUUCAACGCCUAAACCUGCAACUCGGUGACGAUUUCCAAAUUGUCAAAGAUUCGGUAGCUAGAACUUCGACCACCAAAAGCAGUGGAGACACCGAGACAAACAUAGACCACGAGUCGGUGGACGAAAGAACCAACGAAGGGACUAGUUCUCACAUGGCAUCUCCCCCGUUGACACCACAAUCAGCUCUGACUGGAACUACGAAUCUACGCCACUUUUCUUUGAAACAAGAGACACGAACCAUUACAGGAACAUCAUUUGCGGUACUUCAGCAUUUGUUUGACCCCAUCAAUAGUUCUUCCAAAAACCACACCCAAAGCAGCGAGUUUCAUUCUGAUCCAUCUCUUUUACCCGCAUGUCUCUCGAUCGAAAACCCCMCCCCCGACACUCUCGGACGAUUCCUCAACGCUUGUGAAACCGAGCUCGGUGACAGCUCGAAGUCUGCUACCCAUAAAAUUGGAUAUCACAUCUCUUCUUCGCCAUCGUUGUCCAGCAAUAGAAAGAAGACCUGCGGUGUUACCUUUUUUGUUGCUGGCACUACAAAAGAUAUCAAGGGGAUAUUGAAGUACAUGGCAGAUUACUCGAAAACAUCUAUUGUGGGAGACAUAGAUUUCAAGUUGGAAGAGCUUCGAUGACUGAUGUGAUGAGAAUAUUAUUGCAUGUUCCAAUAUACUUACACAUCAGAA
Pseudo-nitzschia multistriata is the source of this 2025-nucleotide messenger RNA. Lineage: Eukaryota; Bacillariophyta; Bacillariophyceae; Bacillariales; Bacillariaceae. The record is from the annotation of a GenBank genome assembly.